Messenger RNA from Ilex paraguariensis (yerba mate), 1701 nucleotides. Lineage: Eukaryota; Viridiplantae; Streptophyta; Magnoliopsida; Aquifoliales; Aquifoliaceae. The record is from the annotation of a GenBank genome assembly.
CGUUUAAAGCUAAAACACCUUCUGUGUCUUGUGAACACUGUCUGAAACAAGAUGGAGAUUUUCACCUUGAGGAAACUGUCUGCGUCUUGUGUUUUACUAACUCUUUGUAUUGUUCUGAGAGUUUUUUAUAACAUCUGGUGGAGACCCAAAAGCCUCGAAAAGCUUUUAAAGAAGCAAGGAAUCAGGGGCACUUCUUACAAGCUCUUUAAUGGCGGCAUGAGAGAGAGUCAGAGGUUGAUCAAAGAAGCAUGGUCCAAGCCCAUGAGUUUAAACCACCAGAUUGCACCUCGUGUCAACCCCUUCUUUCAUCAAAUGGUGCAGAAAUAUGGAAAAAUUAGUAUGAGUUGGAUUGAAACGCGACCCAGGCUGAUAAUCGCGGACCCAGAGCUGAUGGCACAGAUAUUAAAUGACAAGAAUGGUCAGUUCCAAAAGCCACCAUUGAACCCUCUUGUUGAUCUUCUAACGCUUGGAAUCAACACCUUGGAAGGAGAUAAAUGGGCCAAACGCAGAAGAUUGAUUGCUCCUGCAUUUUACCAUGAUAAAUUACAGGGGAUGCUGCCAGCAUUUUCAACCAGUUGUUGCAAAUUGAUCAAUGAGUGGAAGAACUUGGUUGGUUCUCAAGGAUCAUUUGAACUGGAUAUUGAGCCUCAACUCCAAAUUCUUUCAUCUGACGUCAUUUCUCGAGCAGCAUUUGGAAGCAGCUAUGAGGAAGGACAACAGAUUUUUAAACUUCAAAAAGAGCAGGUGGUUCUGGCGCUUGAAGCAUAUCAGGCCAUAUAUGUACCCGGGUUAAGGUUUUUACCAACUAAAAAGAACAAGAGGAGGUAUCAGAUAGACAAUGAGAUAAAAGCAAUGCUAAGGGAAAUGAUCCAGAAGAAAGAGAAAGCCAUGUCAAAUGGGGAAUCAUGUGAGAGUGAUCUACUAGGCUUGCUUUUACAAUGCAAACAACAGAUUGAGAAUGACAUGACAAUUGAAGAUAUAAUAGAAGAAUGCAAGUUGUUCUACUUUGCUGGCCAAGAGACCACUGCUAACUGGCUUACAUGGACGAUGAUUGUCUUGUCUAUACAUCCAGACUGGCAAGAGAAGGCAAGAGAAGAGGUUCUACAGAUCUGUGGGAAGAAAACCCCUCAGCUUGACUCAAUAAACCACCUCAAGAUUGUUUCAAUGGUUCUACAUGAGGUUAUAAGGUUGUAUCCGCCUGUGAUGGGUUUAUAUCGACACACUCUCCAGCAAAACGACAUCGGUGGCUUGUGGCUUCCUGCUGGGGUCGACAUUUUCUUACCAAUACUGCUAUUACAUCACAAUCCCGAAUACUGGGGCGAUGAUGUGGGAGAAUUCAAACCAGAGAGAUUCGCUGAAGGAGUUUCCAAGGCAUCAAAAGAUCAGCUUGCAUUCUAUCCAUUUGGUUGGGGACCAAGAAUCUGUUUAGGCCAAAGCUUUGCCAUGAUAGAAGCAAAGCUUGCUCUAGCCAUGAUUUUGCAACAUUUUUCAUUUGAGCUUUCUCCUUCAUACACACAUGCCCCCUAUACUGUUAUAACCCUUCAACCGCAACAUGGAGCUCAAAUAGUACUACACCAAAUCUAAGGUGUGCACUUGGAAUAAUGAGUCUAUGACGUCAUAGGCUACAUGCGUUGUAACUGAUUGCAUGAAAUUUCUGUACUAAUUAUUAUACAAUAAAGGGGGUGAUUUUAUGUUGUCUGG